Messenger RNA from Arachis ipaensis, 1622 nucleotides. RefSeq names its product protein LIGHT-DEPENDENT SHORT HYPOCOTYLS 4-like. Gene Ontology annotation, biological process: response to light stimulus; mRNA transcription. NCBI's taxonomy places the organism in Eukaryota, Viridiplantae, Streptophyta, Magnoliopsida, Fabales, Fabaceae. Gene Ontology annotation, cellular component: nucleus. The record is from RefSeq and is a predicted model, not a curated record.
UCUGUCUUUUGGCAAUUGCAUGGGCACUGGGAAAAUAGGCUCAUAGGAACUCACUUGCUUCCCUUUUUCCGGAAAUAAAAUCUGCCAAUUCCUUAAAUUGUUUUCAGGAAAACAGGGUUUACAAAAAGCACCUUAAAACAUUUACAAGACUUUUUUUUCUCUUCUUUUUUUCAUCUUCUAGGAGUUAACAAAAACCAAAGGAAUUCAAGCAUGCCCUCAUAGGAAAACAUCUUAUAGUCUCUCUUCACUAUUGUUACACUGUUCUUUUACCCACCCUCUUUUCUUUCUCUUUGCUUUUCUCCUAUAGCAUUAUCAAAAACCCACACACCUUGUUCUUUUUUCAAACCUCAAAUCUCACGGAAAUUUAGUUUGAACAAUCUUUUCUCAAACGUGAUAAUAACAUUAUUCACAUUCAUUUGCCUGGUUCAAUUUGAUCUUUUUCUCACUAUUUUUACUAUUUAUUUGUCUAUUUUUUUUAAAAAAUAAUUUUUAAUCCUUGAUUUGAUGUUCGCAAAUAAACAGUAGUGAGAUACACUUCAUAUUAUUAUUAUUGAAAAUCUACAUCUACAUCCAAUCUUAGAUCAGAAAAAUUAAAAGAACCAACUAACCAACCAAGAAGCCAUGAACUUUCAAGAAUUUGAGUCCAACAACAACAACAGGAGCAGCAUCAGCACCACCACCGCCACCAACAACAAUUUGAUGAUGAUGACAUCCAUGACCAUGGCCAUGACUUCGUCAUCAUCGGCAUCGUCUUCGUCGACAUCGUCAUCUUCCAUUCCUUCUUCGAGCCGCUACGAGAAUCAGAAGAGGAGGGAUUGGAACACCUUUGGUCAGUACCUCAGAAACCAUAGACCUCCACUCUCUCUCUCUCGUUGCAGCGGUGCACAUGUUCUUGAGUUUCUCAGGUACCUGGACCAGUUUGGAAAAACGAAGGUUCACACACAGAUGUGUCCAUUCUAUGGACACCCAACCCCCCCGGCGCCGUGCCCUUGUCCGUUGCGGCAAGCAUGGGGGAGCCUCGACGCGCUCAUCGGCCGCCUCAGGGCAGCUUUUGAAGAGAAUGGAGGGAAGCCGGAAGCCAACCCUUUCGGCGCUCGCGCCGUCAGGCUUUACCUCCGUGAGGUUCGUGAUUCACAGGCCAAAGCCAGAGGAAUCAGUUACGAGAAGAAGAAGCGCAAGCGUCCCCCAUCUCAUGGACAACCUCAAGCUCAAUCUCCACCACCGCCAUUGCCACCACCUUCAAAUGAAUCAAAUCACUAGUAUACAGAACUUGGGGAUUUGAGACAUGGUGAUACUGCAAUAUAAGGUAUGCAUUCUGGAAUUUGAUUUAAAAAAAUGUACAAUUGGAGUUGCACUGUUCCUGAUUACAAAAUUAGUAGCAGUGAUGAGUUGAGUGAAUAAAUUUAAGUGGUAGUGCGAAGAGUGAGUGUGGUUGUGUGCAUGUGUGAGAUCAUUACAUCGCGUCCUCCAAUUUGUAAUAAAUAUGUGUGUACUUGAUGGUGGGUCAUUUAUGAAGGAGUUAUGGAUUUGCAGAUCAUGUUCCAUGUUUUCUUCUGUGAAUGCGGUAAAAAACAUUGCUAGCUUUUCAUGUUAAUUUUCCCCCCCAUCCCCAUUUGAUUAGA